UAGUGCCGACUGGACGGAAUAUAAAAAAAAUAUAUUAAAAACAGUGAAAAUGCCGCCAAUAGCUGUGCCUAACGAGGCGCCAAAGAAAUCCCUUCGUGUUGCUCUCAUAGGGCAGAGUACUUUUGCUGCGGAGGUUUUCAAACUCCUACAAAAAGAUGGCCAUCAAGUGGUUGGUGUUUUCACAGUGUUGGAUAAAGGCAACAGAGAAGACCCUUUGGCUACGAUUGCCGCCAAAAAUAACGUCCCACUGUUCAAAUAUAAAACAUGGAGAAUAAAAGGAAAAGUCAUUCCGGAAAUUCUUGAAGAAUACAAAUCGGUUAACGCAGAGCUAAACGUCCUCCCAUUCUGCACUCAGUUCAUACCAAUGGAAGUUAUUUUAUUCCCCAAAUACCAGAGCAUCUGCUACCAUCCGAGUAUCUUGCCUAGACAUCGUGGAGCUUCUUCUGUUAACUGGACUCUUAUCGAAGGUGACACGACAUGCGGUCUAUCUAUAUUCUGGGCUGAUGAUGGUUUGGACACUGGACCUAUUUUGCUUCAGAAAUCUUUUCCCUGUACCAUCGAUGACACAGUAGAUACGAUUUACAACAGAUAUUUGUAUCCAGAAGGUAUAAAGGCAUUAGGAGAAUCAGUAAAUAUGGUCGCUAAUGGAACGGCACCAAAAAUUACACAAACUGAAGAAGGAGCUACAUACGAUCCAGCUCUAUUCAAGCCGGAAACACAUCAGAUCGACUGGAGUAAAGGUGGUGUAGCCUUACACAAUUUCAUCAGAGGAUUAGAUUCAUCACCAGGUGCGACUACUUUCAUCAAUCCACAAACCAAAGAUGGAGUUAAUGAAGAGAGUGAAGCCAAUGUUGAAAUUAAAUUCUUCGGUUCGUCUCUUUGGGAAGGCGAAUAUGAAACAGAAGGAGAUAAAAUCUACAUUCCUGGUCUAAAGAAACCAGCUGUUAUUCACGAAGCAGGAUUAUUGAUCACAGCCAACGAUGGAAUCAAGUUAAACAUCCAAAGAUUAAAAGUGAACGGAAAAAUGAUUGGAGCACAAAACUUCUUCAAGGCUAGUGAGAGCAAAGUAUCUUUAGAAUUGACAGAUGAAGAAAAACAAUUCGUUGAAAACGCAAGAAACAUUUGGAAGGCUAUCCUUAGAAUCGACAUUGAAAAUGAUACCGACUUUUUCGAAUCUGGUGCUGGAUCUAUGGAUGUAGUAAGAUUAGUGGAGGAAGUUAAAGAUAUAGUCAAUGUAGAAUUACAAAAUGAAGACAUUUACAUGAAUACGACCUUCGAAGAAUUCUACACAGUCGCGAUACUAAAAGCAAGAGGAGAAUCUGGAAAUCAAGAAAUCGUAUAUGAUGGAGUUGAACUCGAAGUAAAUAAAAUGAAAAUCAAAUUCCCCACACAAUUAUUCAUAAAUGGUGAAUUUGUUAACUCUGAUAGUGGAAAGAAAUUAACAUUAAUCAAUCCCAGUGAUGAAACUGUUAUUUGUACAGUGGAGAGUGCAUCGAAAAACGAUGUAGACAAGGCUGUUAAGGCAGCACACAAAGCUUUUGAAGAGGGUGAAUGGUCGAAAAUAAGUGCUAGGGAACGAGGACAAAUAUUAUUUAGACUAGCAGAUUUAAUGGAACAGCACAAAGAAGAACUAGCAACAAUCGAGUCAAUCGACUCCGGUGCAGUCUACACAUUAGCUUUAAAGACCCACAUAGGAAUGUCAAUAGAAACAUGGAGGUAUUUCGCUGGAUGGUGCGAUAAGAUCCAAGGGUCUACUAUACCUAUUAAUCAUGCAAGACCAAAUAGAAACUUGACGAUGACAAAGAAAGAGCCUAUUGGUGUCUGUGCUCUGAUCACACCAUGGAAUUAUCCCUUGAUGAUGUUGUCGUGGAAAAUGGCGGCUUGUUUGGCAGCUGGAAACACCGUUGUUAUGAAGCCUGCUGCUGUAUGUCCGUUAACAGCCCUCAAGUUCGCGGAACUAUGUGUCCGUGCGGGAGUUCCCCCGGGAGUAGUUAACAUUCUUCCUGGAAGUGGUACAGUUUGUGGACAGGCAUUGGCUGACCAUCCGUUGGUCAGGAAACUUGGCUUCACUGGCAGUACUGAGAUUGGUCAAACUAUAAUGAAGUCUUGCGCCGUUUCUAACAUGAAAAAGGUAUCACUAGAGUUGGGCGGUAAAUCCCCACUUGUCAUCUUUGAAGACUGUGAUCUCGACAAAGCUGUGAGAAAUGGCAUGGGUUCCGUGUUCUUCAACAAAGGUGAAAACUGCAUCGCUGCUGGUCGACUCUUUGUAGAGGAAUCGAUUCACGAUGAAUUUGUAAGACGAGUUAUUGAGGAGACCAAGAAAAUGAGUAUCGGCGACCCCUUGAACAGAGGAACAGCGCAUGGACCACAGAACCAUAAAGCACAUAUGGAUAAAUUGAUUGAGUUCGUAGAGCGAGGCAUUCAAGAUGGCGCCAAGCUAGUGUAUGGCGGGAAACGCGUUGACAGACCGGGCUACUUCAUGGAGCCGACCAUUUUUGUUGACGUCACAGAUGACAUGUGGAUCGCUAAGGAAGAGUCUUUUGGCCCUAUUAUGAUUAUUAGCAAGUUUAGCAGCAAGUGCAUCGAUGACGUGAUUCGUCGCGCAAACAACACAGAAUACGGUCUAGCGAGCGGUGUGUUCACAAAGGAUGUAUCCAGAGCGAUGCAGUUCGCCGAAAAGAUAGAAGCAGGAACCGUGUUCGUCAACACGUAUAACAAGACAGAUGUAGCAGCGCCUUUUGGAGGCUUCAAGCAGUCUGGUUUUGGAAAAGAUUUAGGUCAAGAUGCUCUCAACGAAUACCUCAAAACGAAAACAAUUACAAUAGAAUAUUAACAAACAAAUUAAUGUACAAUAAAUAUAUCGGUAUUUAAGUUUUAUUAUAGUUUAUAUUUUUAAUAAAUGAUCUUUUAAUUAUA
Molecule: messenger RNA, 2916 nt
Organism: Colias croceus (clouded yellow)
Lineage: Eukaryota; Metazoa; Arthropoda; Insecta; Lepidoptera; Pieridae
Product: cytosolic 10-formyltetrahydrofolate dehydrogenase
Exons: 15
Coding region: 50-2833 (927 amino acids)
Biological process (GO): one-carbon metabolic process; biosynthetic process; 10-formyltetrahydrofolate catabolic process
Cellular component (GO): cytoplasm
Molecular function (GO): formyltetrahydrofolate dehydrogenase activity; aldehyde dehydrogenase (NAD+) activity
Source: RefSeq, a predicted model, not a curated record